Messenger RNA from Ceratosolen solmsi marchali, 4106 nucleotides. RefSeq lists its product as uncharacterized. NCBI's taxonomy places the organism in Eukaryota, Metazoa, Arthropoda, Insecta, Hymenoptera, Agaonidae. The transcript has 10 exons. The record is from RefSeq and is a predicted model, not a curated record. The coding region runs from base 1 to 4080 and encodes 1359 amino acids.
AUGUCUGGAUCGUACGAAGAAUGUAAGAAAUGGAUUAGUUGGAUUCAUAAACAAAAUUUAGAGAAUAUUUUAAAUAGUUUAAAGAAUACGGAAAAUAUAGAACAAGAUGCUGAAACCAACAGAUAUCUAUUUAAACUUUUGUUGCUCUUAUCACAUUGUGCAGAUCGAUGCUUUAGAGAAAAUCUAUCGAAAGAAAUUGAGAUAUUUAAUAUUGCUACUAUGACCUGUGAGAAGUUAGCAAGUAUACCAGAUAAAAAUAAAUUAUUCAGUGCUAUAUAUUAUAUUCUUUCCUACUUAUUGAAAAGAAAUGUUUUUAUGGAAGCUGAAAUUAUAUGCAAAUAUUUAUUUCCUGGAAAAUUUGUAAAUAUUGAUGAUUAUAAAUCUUCAAACUACUAUCAAAUAGCGUCUUUAUGGCAAACCGAAAUAUUUAAAAAAUUAGAUACGCUAACGGUGAAUUUAAAGACAGAAAGGACGAUUAUUAAUAAACUGUGUAGUUAUAUAAAAUUUCAUUUACAAAUUUUACAAUUUUGUGAUGAAAAUUCGUGCUACAUAUUUAAAACUAUAGAAAUCUACAUAAAAAAAUUGUCUCAUAUUCCAUUAGAUACAGCCUUUUCAUUUCUAUUAGAGUUGUUUCAAUUUUUGUCAAACUAUAUUAUAAAUUUAAAAGUACUUCCACUGGUGGAAGCUUAUAAUCUCAUGAUACCUAUAAUAGGCUUAGCAUUCUUAAAAAGAAAUGAUACGAUUAAUAAUUUGAAUAUCACAACUUAUUUUCGACAGUGUGAUUCAUAUUUUCUUGAGUCUCUAAAGACUUCCUCCCAAUGCCUUAAUUCUUAUAAGCUUUUUAGAGAAUAUGUUUUAAAUUUAUUUGAAACGAAUUUUAUGUCAAAUGAAAUUGGUAAAAAUAGAUUUAAAAAAAGUAUUGAAAUCUUAGAUAUUCUUACGCAAAAAUAUGGAAUGAAAAAUAAUUCAAUUAUAGAGACUGUAUUUGCAAUAACUUAUAGUUUCGAUACUCUUUUCACGAACUGGGAAAAUUUAGUUUCCAAACAGUUGCUAAAUACAAAUGUAACGUACGAUGACAUUUUAUAUAUGGGCAGCAACUUUGUAAAACGAAUUCAUAAUAUUUUAAAAAAUCGUUCGCUAUCUGCGAAUCAUGUAUGUAAAAAAUGUCCAGAAUCAGUUAAGUGUUUGAUGAAAAAAGAUAUAUACAAUGCCUCAAUAGCUACUUCAACGUAUUUGAAAAUUAUUGCGAAAAUGAACUUGGAGGCACUUAAUGAAAAUAUUUUUACAUUAGCAAAAGAAUUAAUAGAAGAGCUAGUGUUAGUAUUUAAUGAAUUUGAUAAGUCAGGCUGUAAAUAUUCAUCUCCUAUGUGGGAUUUGUGUGGAAGGACAAUUUUUAAUAUUGGAUUAAUAAGUGAAACAAAGUAUCCCGCAGAAGUUGAAGGACUUUAUGAAGUAUUGUGCACUCAAAUUGUUCAUCGUGAUGGCCUAAAUAGUAAAGUUAGUAGUUUUGGAUUAGAAAAUCCAGUUGGUACGACGUUACAUCGUUUAUGCAAUUCAAAUUUUAAUCAAGAAAAGUAUAGGAAGGCUAUGAGUUAUACAGCUUACAAUGCACUUUUGAGCAAUUAUGAAAACAGAAAAAAAAAGGCAUUUGAUAUGUGGGCCACCAUCAAACUAAAACUCAUAGACUCUCAAGAAACUCAAGAACUUACAAUGCUAAAGUGUUUGAAAGUAGAUAUGAACGUAGUAAAAAAAUUUGGCAUCGUUGUGAAUCUUGAUAAUUAUAAUUUAAAUGAUUUAUGUUUGAGAGAGCUGAAAUCUUUAUAUCAAGUUAAAAAUAAUUUGAUUGUUGCAAUGAAACAUACUUUAAUCGAUCUGGAAUCUACGAAUAAUGGCUUGUAUUAUGCACAAGGUGUAUUUCUGCUUUGCUGUCAUGCUUUACAAUUUAGCAAAAGAGAAUGUAUUUCUGAUUACAUUUCAAAAGCCAUUCAGAAAUUAAUAAAUUAUCAGCCCAAAACACCAGGUAGUCAGUGUUUAUUAGCAAAUCUCAAUUUCUUCAAUAUUAUUGAAAAACUAUGUGCUAGAAGUCAAGCUAUUACUAAGCAAAUAGACGAUGCUAGUUUCACUAUAAAAGCUUUUAAAAAAUUAAAAGCCAAACCAGCGGAUGAUGAAUUAGAAAAUCAAGAUGAAGUUGUACCUACAUAUGGCGGAAUUAAUAUUGAAGAAGAUGGUAAAUGUGCUAAAGAAUUACAAAAUGUACUGUCUGCAUGGGAAAAUUGCUUAUUUAAAAAUGUGAUAUCAAUUGUUAAUGAUUGGGAGCCUAAAUUAACUCUGGAAACAAUUAUUAUAUGUGGAGAAUACUGUCGAUUAUAUAAAUUUGUUAAUAAUGAACGGAAAUCUUGGAAUUUAGCUUACAAAUUAUCCACAGCUUUACAAGAUCUUACAACAUGCGUAUACAUUACUAGUCGAAGUGUAUCUUUAAGGCACAUCGAUGAUGAAUGGAUUAAUUGUGCUGAAAAACAUGUUGAAAGUAUCAAGUCCUCUAAUAAAACCGCUGAAACGGAUGUCGUUGCUAUAUUUUGGUUAAGCUUAGCAGAUUUUUAUUUUGAUUGUAAAAAGAUUGAAGAGGGUAGGAUAUUAUUAGAAAAGGUAAAAAUGAUGUCAAAUUAUUAUAUGCUUACAAACCCAAAAAUAUAUAUUUACUCUACUGAUAUACAAUUUCGCAAUUACUAUCUAAUUAAUUCAAAUACUAGUCAAGAAGAUUAUUGUAAAUUGUUGGUUGAAAUUCAUUACUUAAUGAUAAAUUUACAUGAUAUUAUAAUCGAGGAUGACCGCAGAUUUUGGAAUGUAAGAUUUCAUCUUUUUGCAUGUGAACAAAUGUUCGAAGUUAUGUAUAGUAUAAUUAUUCCAAUGAAUAGUCUCUUAUCAUUUCGUGAUGUAUCGGCUCAUCUUUCUUAUGGACUAAAAGUUGCUCAAAGUUUUGGAAUGACACUUAGGAUAGCACAGUACCUAAAAUAUUUGUGUUAUAUCGAUCUAUUGCGCAUACAAACGGAAAAUUGUGAAGUGCGGCUUCAAGAUCUCGAACACAUUUUAUGUCUUGAACAAUUUAACGAAUCCAUGAAAGCCAAGGUUCAAGAUAAAACAAACAGUGUAAACAGGUUAGCAAUGACUCGUACAGAUCUCAAUGAUCCAGCAAUAAUACCUAUUAAUCUAGGGAAGCACAAUGCUUCGCCAGAGUUGAAGAAAAAAAUUUUUUCAACGCCAAAUUUCCUUACGCACUCGUUAUACUGUCAGUGUUUUAUUUGCACAAAUCUCUAUUAUCAAUAUCUAACAUUUUCAUGUACUUAUAUUAGAGCGCAUCUCUAUAGUCUUCUAAAUUAUGCAAAAGAAGCCGAGCAAUACUUUCACGGAGCUUAUAAGAUAAAACUGACAGUAGACCAGAGAGAUAAAGAUGAAACUCGACUCUACAAAGAUUACAAAUGGAAAAGGAAUCAAAAUUUCACAAUCGAUGCUUUACUAUACAUGUUGGAUUUAAGUAUGUUUAUUAUUGAUUUUAAGCCAAAGCAAAAAGAGGAUGCUUUGGCUUUAAUCGAGGAAACUAUGGAGAUCGCAUCGCAAAAUGAUUUAAAUAAACAUUAUACUUGUGUAUAUGCGACCGAACUCUACUUUCAACAUUAUGUUUACGAUGUUUUCAAAGAGCAAUUAUCUAUCACCGUACCUCAAAAUAUAGCAAUUGACAUAACAAACCAACCGAUUAAUAAUUGUGCAACACCUAUGCACAAUAUUGAAAAAACAAUGCGCACUCGACGUCAGCGCAAAUCUUCACCGACAAUAGACAUUCCAGUUAUCACGAUUGUUGACACGAACAAUGCGAAUGAUUGUGGUAAUUCAUUAAUAGCCAAACCCAGCACUAAGGAGCGGUCUACCAGCAAGAGGUCGACUACCCGAAACGUACGCAGAAAAAUUCUCUUGGAUGAGACAGAAGAAAUUACGAGUUCGACCGUAAAGGAAGAGCAAAAGUCAACUAGGAAAAGAAAUGUGAAAUCGAUGAAAAAGCCAAUUGAUUUUUCAUCAACGAGCUAACGACGUUGAAUCAUCACAAAUUCAUU